AUGUCCACUUUGACCCGUGUCCAAACCGCUAACGCUCCUGCUGCCAUCGGCCCCUAUGCUCAAGCCAUCAAGGUGAACGGCAUGGUUUACACCUCGGGCCAAAUCCCUCUUAUCCCUGCCACUGGCGAGCUCGUUCAAGGUGGCGUUGAAGACCAAACACGUCAAGUUUUGACCAACCUUACCGAAGUUCUCAAGGCCUCUGGUUCUAGCUUGGAGAAGGUUGUCAAGACCACCGUUUUCUUGAAGAACAUGGAUGACUUUGUCGCCGUGAAUGGCGUUUAUGGCUCGUUCUUCUCCACCCACCAGCCUGCUCGUAGCGCUGUUCAAGUUGCUCGUCUUCCCAAGGAUGUCUCUGUUGAGAUCGAAUGCGUUGCCGUUUGCGAGUAA
This is a messenger RNA of Lichtheimia ornata, 387 nucleotides long. RefSeq lists its product as uncharacterized. The record is from RefSeq and is a predicted model, not a curated record. Bases 1 to 387 code for a protein of 128 amino acids. The transcript is spliced from 5 exons. Gene Ontology annotation, molecular function: deaminase activity. Lineage: Eukaryota; Fungi; Mucoromycota; Mucoromycetes; Mucorales; Lichtheimiaceae. Gene Ontology annotation, cellular component: cytosol.